GGGGCUCGUCUGCUAGCUCACGCAACCCGCGAGGACGAAGACAGUAAAAAUGUGGCUGACCGUGUUCUUGCUAACUGCAGGAUUACUAGCCUCGGCGGUGUCCCAGACCUGCCCCAGCUACACGGCUGGCUUCACGGGGACGAAUGAGAUCCACGAUUCAUCCAGCGGUAUGCUCUACGUUAACGAGGCUCCCUCGUCUUUCUGGGCUCCGUGUGACGGCACCGUGUACCGCUGGCACUACUGCUACUACCCCGUUCAGAGACAGAACGACCUGGAAGUAGCAUUUGGGGCAUUUCGAGCGACGACUGACGACGGUGAUGUAGAUCGCUACUACCUCCGUACUGGUAGCUACUACCUCCUACACUUGGACGCAAGGGAGAGUAGUUUCACGUGUGGCUCGGUCGACCUGGACGAGCAACACUAUUUCCAGAUCUACGAAAAUGACAGAGUCGGUGCUUGCAUGAGAAACGGCAACAAUGAGUUCCUAGACAUUCUAGCUGAGAGUGGCCCCAAUAAUUACAGAGUGGGGAGGUGGGGCAGUAGCUCUGGCUCGUGCCAGGAGAGCGACAUGUCUCAGUCUUCAGAAGGGCCAAACACUGAACAACAAUUUAUACUCCACCUCUAUGUGGACAUAAAUAUUGACGAGUGUGCUCUGAGUGAGGACAACUGUCACGAUACUCUUGCCUACUGCACUGAUGUGUGUUGGAGGAGAGGACAGCUUCAACUGCGCCUGUAUUGCUGGCUACACUGGUGAUGGUGUCACAUGCAACAAUAUAGAUGAGUGUCAGCUGGAGUUGGAUGCAUGUGUGGAGAAUGCAAAUUGCUCAGAUACUGAGGGCAGCUACGGGUGCAUGUGUGCAACUGGAUAUAGUGGAGAUGGUCUGGUCAAUUGUGAGAACGUCAAUGAGUGUACUGAGGAUACCCACAUGUGCGAUGACGUAGCUAUGUGUUCAGACACAGUGGGCAGCUACACCUGCACCUGUAGCACUGGAUAUACGGGCACAGGAUUCACCUGCAAUGACACUGAUGAGUGUGAAGAUGGCACUCAUGGCUGUGAUGACAACAACGCAGAGUGCACUAACACUGAUGGCAGCUACACUUGUUCCUGCUCUUCAGGAUACAGUGGAAAUGGCACUUUCUGUGACGAUACCAAUGAGUGUGAGACGUCUUCAGUGAACUGUGACUCAAAUGCCUCGUGUAUGAAUACUGCUGGGAGCUAUGAGUGUACUUGUGAAGGUGGCUACAGUGGAGAUGGAUUAUCAUGCACUGAUAUCGACGAGUGUGAAGCUAGUACUGACAGUUGUGAUGAGGAUGCAAACUGUACCAAUACUGAUGGCAGCUACACAUGUUCCUGUUUAUCUGGAUUCUCUGGAGAUGGAACCACAUGCACUGAUAUCAAUGAGUGUGAAAUCUCUCCAGCAAUGUGUGGCUCAAAUGCUUUAUGUACGAAUACUAAUGGUAGUUAUUUGUGCACUUGUGAUGAAGGCUACAGUGGAAAUGGAGCAACAUGCACAGAUAUCGAGGAGUGUGAAGCUAGUACUGACAGUUGUGAUGAGGAUGCAAACUGUACCAAUACUGAUGGCAGCUACACAUGUUCCUGUUCUACUGGAUACUCUGGAGAUGGAAUGACAUGCACUGAUAUCAAUGAAUGUGAAACAUCUUCAGUGAUGUGUGACUCAAAUGCCUCAUGUAUGAAUACUGCUGGGAGCUAUGAGUGUACUUGUGAAGGUGGCUACAGUGGAGAUGGACAGACAUGCGCAGAUAUUGACGAGUGCGCGGCAGGUACAGACGGUUGUGAUGAGAAUGCAAACUGUACCAAUACUGAUGGCAGCUACACAUGUUCCUGUUUAUCUGGAUACUCAGGAGAUGGGGUGACCUGUGUUGAUAUCGAUGAGUGUGAAACCCCCUGCUACUGUAUGUGAUUCAAAUGCCCUCUGUACUAACAAUCCUGGCAGCUAUGAGUGCAAUUGUACUGAAGGCUAUGCUGGAAACGGAGCAUCAUGCACCGAUAUCAAUGAGUGUGAAGUUGGGACUUACAGUUGUGAUGAGAAUGCAGACUGUGUCAAUAUUGCGGGGAGCUACUCUUGUGUAUGUGAGUCUGGAUACACUGGAGAUGGAUUUUCCUGUUUUGAUAUUGACGAGUGUGAUGAAAGCUCAAAUUCAGAGUGUGAUUCAAAUGGCUUAUGCACCAACAUUGUUGGGAGUUAUGAGUGUUCCUGUGUAGAUGGCUACAGUGGAGAUGGUUUCUCGUGCACUGAUAUCAAUGAGUGUGAGACCGGCAUUGCCAGUUGCAGUGAGAAUGCAGACUGCACUAACACAGAAGGGAGCUACAAUUGCUCUUGUUCAGUUGGAUUCACUGGAGAUGGAAUCAUCUGUACUGAUAUCAAUGAAUGUUUAUUUGAUGAGACAUGUGACCGUGAUGCAACCUGCAACAAUAAUGAUGGUAGCUACACAUGUCAGUGUAAUAGUGGCUACACUGGCAAUGGGAGCUCCUGCUCAGAUAUCAAUGAGUGUGAGGAUAGCACUGAGAGCUGUGCUGAAAACGCAGAAUGUACUAAUACUCAAGGAAGCUACUCUUGUUCCUGUUCACCUGGGUAUACUGGAGACGGAACCAUCUGCAAUGACGUCAAUGAAUGCAUGGAAAGCGACGUGUGUGAUUCCAAAGCAACCUGCUUCAACAUGGACGGUGCCUAUACAUGUCAGUGUAACGCUGGCUAUAAUGGUGACGGGACCAUCUGCUCAGAUGUGAAUGAGUGCGAUGCUGGUACAGCCAGUUGUAAUGAGAAUGCAGAGUGUGCCAAUACUGAUGGUAGCUACACAUGUGCCUGCUCAGCUGGAUAUGCUGGAGAUGGAGCAUUUUGUGUUGGUAUUGAAGACUGUUUGCAAAACGAAGCUUGUGACUGCCUCGACAUAGACGGUCUGUACACAUGUCAGUGCAUCACUGGCUACGCAGGCAACGGAACAAUCUGCUCAGAUAUUGAUGAGUGUACCAGUGAGACUCCCUGUGAUCCUAAUGCCCAGUGUAGCAACACAGCAGGCAGCUACACCUGCCAGUGUAUGGGAGGCUUUUCUGGAGAUGGAAUAAUAUUAUGUGAAGAAAUUGAACCAACGUUGGAAGAGGCAGAAGGCUCUGAGGGUUCUCAGAGUUCUGGAAAUGUGCUUGCAAUAAUUCUGGGUGUUGUGGGAUCACUCCUAGUACUCUCCAUUGUCGUCAUUGUGGCUAUCUACGUCAUCAGAAAGAAGAAACUAUUGCCCACCUACAAGCCUCAUCAAAGUGGGAUGGGAGGGAUCGGUAAGUCAGAACUAUCUGACCAUCCACUUAUACGUAGGUUAUUGCUUCCAAAUGGCAGACAAUGCAAUCUAUUCAAUAAUGAUGGAGGGGUUGUGCAACUUGGAGGUAUCAACACUACUCCCUAUGAUUAUAGCUACCCAACUCUGACCACAUUGGAUACCAAGCCCCCGGUUUGGUCCUCUUCACCUCUCGAGUUCUACUCCAGUGCUGAGUAUAGCGAGGUGGUCGGCAUCUCACCGGACAAUUCUUCCAUCUCAUUCAGAAAGACAAGUGGAAGUGUUGGUCAGUAUGAAACACAGUAUUACCUGCCAGCCAGUCAGGAAGAAGAUUUGUACUCUCAGUUGAGGCGAGAGAAGAUCAAAGCUAUACCAAAGGAAGAAAUUGAGAUUGAUGAGAGACUUGGAAGUGGGGAGUUUGGUGAUGUGGUGAAGGGAUACUGGAAGUCAGUGGACUACUCAGUAGAAGUGGCUCUGAAGACACUCUCAGGAGGACAGGGACAGGAGGGUCGGAGGAAGCUGCUCCAGGAGGCGGCCAUCAUGUCCCAGUUCAGGCACCCCAAUGUCGUAAAACUCUACGGUGUGGUCAAUGAUGAUAAUGACAAGCUGAUGCUUGUACUGGAGCUACUGGGUAAAGGGGACCUUCGCCAGUUGUUGCACACCAUGAGACCUGACCCAGGGCAGCUGGUCUCCCCCCAAACACCAAUGAAACUGCUCAACUACUCUCAGCAGAUUGCUGUUGGACUGCAGUACCUCUCCAGUAAGAACUUUGUCCACCGUGACUUGGCUGCAAGGAACAUCCUCAUUUCAAACGACAACACCUGCAAGAUCAGUGACUUUGGCAUGGCUCGGAACCUAAUCGAGGAUGACUACUAUGUGUCCCAGGGAGGGAAGAUCCCUCUCAAGUGGACAGCUCCAGAGGCUCUUGUCUACCACAAGUACUCUACUGCCAGUGAUGUGUGGAGCUAUGGCUGUGUCCUCUAUGAGUUAUGGAGUCUUGCACACAAGCCUUUUGAGAGCAUGGCUAACCAAGAGGUUCUGGUGCAGGUAGAGGCUGGCUAUCGCCUUCCUCCACCACCUGGCUGUCCCCAAGUCAUCUAUGGCCUCAUGAUUCGCUGCUGGCACCCGGAUCAUUCCUCCCGACCCACUGCUGCUGACAUAGUGCUGGCUCUGAUGGAGAAUGAGGAGACAGUGUUGAGGGUUCCAGAGGAGGAUGCUGCCACCAGCAGACUGGCUGGAGUCCUGGGGAGCUCCUCUGGAGGCCGGACAGGACAUGUACCCUGACCUACAGGAGACCUACUACUCAUCCUUUCAAGCUCAAAUGUCUUCCUUAUAUACCGAUGCUGGUCAUCUC
Molecule: messenger RNA, 4642 nt
Organism: Geodia barretti
Lineage: Eukaryota; Metazoa; Porifera; Demospongiae; Tetractinellida; Geodiidae
Source: the annotation of a GenBank genome assembly